UUAUAAUAACAGGGGAAAUGUUACAGCUUCUCAGCGCCUAACACAUGCCGAUCUGAUCGUAACCCUUUCUUGUUUCAGAGGAAAAAAAUGGAUCGAGUGGUUACCCUUUCCUUUCUCUUCACUGUAGCGAUGUGCACAGUAAGCGCUGCCAAGACAGGCUCACAAGAAAAACCAGAUUUACCCAGCCUCACUGAGCUCCAGGAACUUACCAAGCACUGGCCUAACAUACGUUAUGUGGAUGAACCGUUCCACAUCAGACCGAAUCUAUUGUCGUUGUUUCAGAGCCAAUAUUAUAAGCCUGGCCUGAGCGAAACAUGGCGACUCUCUGACAUUCUUGAAAACGCAAUGGACAAACGUUCAGAAGGGAACAGAGAGAAAAAAGAGCGCGAAUUGGCAUACCUGUUGCAUAACCUUAUUUUAGAGCUAGAUUCGGAUGAAGCCAAAAACCUAUCCGGAACGCGGAGGUUUAAAUCUGUUUCCGGGGAAUCAUCAGGGGAGAUGACUCGAGGUCCAGUUGUUGAAGCUGGUUCGAAAAGAAAGUACGGGAACAUAUUUCAUGGACCCCUGGAAACCAAAGCAAGAACGGCCCCAAGGCCUAGACGGCAGAGAAAGUUCCGCAUCGAUCCCGUAAUGUUUUGGAUGGGCAUUGGAAAAUAAGGUUUCCUCAAGGUGUGAACAAUUUUGGCUUCAUCCAGUGAAUUUCGUUGUAGUAACUCUUCGUUGCCAGUGUAUUUUGAUGAACAGUGUGAAACCUUUGGAAACCUAGCUUUCAGAACAAGUAAGGUGAUUUCUACACUCUGUGCCAUAUGGGGAGUGGCCACUGUAGCCUACCUGGAAAUGACUCAUUAAAAUGGAGAUGUUUAUUUGUAUCACAUUCCACUGACAUGAUGUGACGGAUGAUAUUUCUUACCUUAAUACUUUGUUCAGGUUCAUCCAAUCAAGAAUCUGCAUGGAUAUAAAUGCCAUCUUAGUUUUAACUACGUUCUUUAUGUGUACAGGGCGAAAGUGGACCUGAUACGGAUGUAUUACGGAUGGCUGUAACAAAAGGCACAAAAUUCAAGCUUGAGAAAAUAUCACAUAGGCGUGUGAACAGUUGUCCAUUUGAGUGCAUAAAAACUUCUUUAUUUAAAUGUGGGCACCAAAAUCUUAAAUUUUGUCUACUAAUGCGAUGUGUUGUUUGGAUCAGUGUUUGUUUAUCUCAUCUCUUUAUCAUACAAUUAUUAUAUUUACUCUAUGAACUUUCCCGAAAUAGUAGUAUAAAAAAAUUGGA
This is a messenger RNA of Liolophura sinensis, 1270 nucleotides long. RefSeq lists its product as uncharacterized. The coding region runs from base 88 to 657 and encodes 189 amino acids. The transcript has 2 exons. Lineage: Eukaryota; Metazoa; Mollusca; Polyplacophora; Chitonida; Chitonidae. The record is from RefSeq and is a predicted model, not a curated record.